This is a messenger RNA of Durusdinium trenchii, 273 nucleotides long. The record is from the annotation of a GenBank genome assembly. Lineage: Eukaryota; Dinophyceae; Suessiales; Symbiodiniaceae.
AUGCUGGAACAGUUUCCCGUUAGCAGGACUGAGCUGGACAAUUUCUUUGUCAUCAUACAAUACUUCAUGCCGAUGCUAUUGGUCCUGGGGUGGAUAUAUGCAGUCUCCCUCAUGGUCCGCGAGGUCGUUUAUGAGAAGCAGGAGCGGUUGAAGGAUGUGAUGCGCAUUCAAGGACUGAAAACCUGGGUCUACUGGCUCAGCUGGCUCACAACCGGGAUUCUGCAGUUGACUGGGCUUGUCCUUCUUUUGGUCAUCCUCUUGAGUGCUGGCAAG